Geodia barretti is the source of this 830-nucleotide messenger RNA. The record is from the annotation of a GenBank genome assembly. Lineage: Eukaryota; Metazoa; Porifera; Demospongiae; Tetractinellida; Geodiidae.
GCUUCAUAAACCGACUCUUCUAUCAUGACCUUCGCGCUUGAACUGCGCACGUGUGACAGUUGGUGAACUUUGAACUCUUAUUUUCAUAUCUAACCCUUUCCGUACGAGUCCUUGCUCUCUUCCUUUCCGCGUGUUAGCGAUAAUGGUAAGUUGAACUGUAUCUGUUUUAAUCAUUUUCCCAUUGUAUGUAUGGCGUCGCUGAAGAAGAUGAAAAAUGUGUGGGUGUCUAUAUCUCUUCUCUGAACAGGUUUCAAGGCUGAAGAAAACGCGCAAACUGCGCGGUCAUGUCUCGCACGGCCACGGUCGAGUAGGCAAACAUAGAAAACAUCCUGGUGGCCGUGGUAAUGCUGGAGGGCAGCACCAUCACAGAAUCAACUUCGACAAAUAUCACCCUGGGUAUUUUGGAAAGGUGGGGAUGCGGCAUUUCCACCUGACAAGAAACAGGUACCAUCAGCCGGUGGUAAACCUGGACAAGUUGUGGUCGCUGGUCUCAGAGCAAACCAGAGCUGCCUACAAGGACAGAACUGACAAGGCACCCGUCAUCGACGUAGUGCAAGCUGGCUACUACAAGGUGUUAGGAAAAGGAGUGUUGCCAAAGCAACCAGUCAUCGUGAAGGCCAAGUUCUUCAGUCGAAAGGCUGAGAGGAAGAUCAAGGAAGUGGGCGGGGCUUGUGUUCUGGUAGCAUAGCAACUGCUCUUUCAUUGUUCCAAUUGUACCAUAAUUAUUAUAUCUUGUCAAAAAGAUUUUUGAUUGUGAUUUCGAUUGUGGAGAUGUGUGCCGUUAGUGUUGUGGAUUGAGCUGUGGAUUGAGCAGGGUUUUUCCACCUCAU